ACACUUGCAAGAAGGCGGGUUUCCAUUAGCCGUGUGAUUAAAAUCCACUGGCCUAAAGUCUGAUGGCCAUCUGAUGCUCACCUCCUCAACUAUACAUACUGCGACUUGGACAAUAUCUAUUAAUAUUUUCAGAUAUCUGCGCGUGGCCUAACCCUAAUGGUACAUAUUACUAAAUUAAACCUAAUGCCUCUGACGGAGAAAUAAUUAUAUCAGUCUACACAAGUCCAGCAGAGAGAAGGCUUUUAGGUGUUUCUCCUGGCCUGGAGGAUUGGCAGAGCUGACAUGUCCACAGGAUCCCUCAGCGACGUUGAAGACCUCCAGGAGCUGCCUGUUCAGAGGCUGGAUCUCCAGUACGGGAGGUCUAAACGGGACGGGGCGAAAGGGCAGCUGUUCAGCUCCGAGGAUGAGAUCAGCACCGGCGAACGAUUCAAGAGCGGCAAGAAGAGAGGGGCCAGGGUGGGAACGGAGGACACCCGACUGGAGAACGGCGACGGCAGGCAGUCACAGCGGAACGCCGCCAACGCCCGGGAGAGGGCGCGCAUGCGGGUGCUGAGCCGGGCGUUCAGGCGCCUGAAGACCAGCCUGCCUUGGGUGCCGGCGGACACCAAGCUCUCCAAGCUGGACACGCUGCGGCUCGCCUCCAGCUACAUCUCGCACCUGCGGCAGCUGCUGCGGGGGGAAGCUUACGACGGCGGCUUAGGGCAGCCCGGCAGCCUGAACCUUCACCUUGCUCUCAUUAGACGUGGCCGUUCAUGGUCCCUGGUCGACCGGAGGACACGAAGGACAGCUCUCCAUCCUCCAGACUAUGCGGAGCCACAGCGUAGACCUCCACAUGCUCCUCCAUCAUCACCUACCUGUGCGAACUGCUUCGAGGUUAAAGGGUGGAUACUGUAUGUGAGGGACCUGAUUUCAGCUCUUCAUCUGAAGACAUGGGACUGACGCAUCCAGACGGAUCUCUUACACCAAGAUAAACUUCCAAAAAAUCGACUGGAGCUCAGUGGGAUGGCUGAUUGUUUGCGUACAUGUAGUAUGUUUUUCUAUAUUUCUCUGUGCCCUAAAUGCCUUUAUACAAGGUUUUUAAACAGGGUAUUGUGUGAACUCUGUACCAGGAAAUUGCAGCGUACUUGUCAAUACUAAGGACUACUGUUGAAUUUCAACUAAUGCUACAGCUGUACGUUUUAUAGAAAUCUUCGAAACAAACAACGAAUAAUAAGGAGAAUGUAGGCAGAGGAGUGUGCAUGAUCAGACCAUGGUGUUGGUCAGCCCACGACCUGUAACCAAGUGUGACCAUUUACCGUAAGACUGUGCCGACAUUUGACAACUCAGUUAAUAACAGCCUUGCUUAUGAGAUGUUAUUAAUAAACGCUUUCAUGUUCUUGAGAGUGUCUAUUUUUAUUUACCCACCUGUCUAUAUUUUCACUGUGCACGCGGCAGAGCUUAACAGCACGAUGCUGCUGCACUACGUGUCCUGCCCCCUCAUAUCUACCUCGUGUGGAAUCCCUGUGUUAUCACAUGUUUCUAGAUGUGUUAAUUGCUGUGGUCUAUAUAAGUGGAUUUCUGUUUCCCCAGUCCUGUCAUUGACGUCUUUAUGUCGUAAGUGCUGCUCUAUGGUCCUGAGUGUGUUACCCCCCCCCCCCCAUAAUAAAGCCCAAGUUUUAUCUAUA
This is a messenger RNA of Brienomyrus brachyistius, 1664 nucleotides long. It is a transcript of the gene msc, whose product is annotated as transcription factor 21. The transcript is spliced from 2 exons. NCBI's taxonomy places the organism in Eukaryota, Metazoa, Chordata, Actinopteri, Osteoglossiformes, Mormyridae. Gene Ontology annotation, molecular function: protein dimerization activity; RNA polymerase II transcription regulatory region sequence-specific DNA binding; DNA-binding transcription factor activity, RNA polymerase II-specific. The record is from RefSeq and is a predicted model, not a curated record. Gene Ontology annotation, biological process: regulation of transcription by RNA polymerase II; skeletal muscle tissue development. Bases 283 to 939 code for a protein of 218 amino acids.